AUGGCAACAAAAACAACAACCCCGUCCGGUAGUGUGCCUACAUCGGCCCAAGGCCAGACCACCCAAUAUCAGUGGGAGUCGAGGCCACAAGACAUACUUCCCAGCGCCUUGAAUGAGUCGGUACUCCAUAAUGUGCUUGGGAAUAAUGUGCUCGAGAAUGACGGUGUGAUUCUGCAGGAGCAGGAGCAUUUAUGGGCCCUUGAGCCGCCUACUUUAAACGAGUUCCUCGUCCCGGGGAGUCCGAAAUUGAACAAAGUCGAUGUAGUUCGUGGGCCGAGGGCCCGGACACCACCACCGCCGGUGUCCCACCAGCCGGUGUGCUUCAACUCGGAGGAGGAGGAAUAUGGGUAUUACAUAGCCUCGGAAGACCAGUUACAGCUUGAAGAUGGGUUUCUCUUGUCGCAGCUUGGCGACGGCCGAGACCCAUCUGUGGCCCAACAAGCAACAAUGAGAUACUUACCUAACCCGUACGGGGAGGAAAGUGCUGAAAGGGAUAGGCCACAGAAUGGUGGAGAAGCAUCGUUCAGAGGCUCACUCGAGUUUUUCUCCGCUUCAUUCUUGGAAAGUUGGGACAUUGGGAUUCAGAAGACGGUUGGGACAACUGGUUGUGACAGGGAAGCACCGGGACAGAUAGGGAGAUGA
Messenger RNA from Clonostachys byssicola, 642 nucleotides. The record is from the annotation of a GenBank genome assembly. Lineage: Eukaryota; Fungi; Ascomycota; Sordariomycetes; Hypocreales; Bionectriaceae.